UUCUCAGGAAUCUCCAAGACUCGCUGAAAGGACGCCUGCUGUGCUGUUAAAAUGGUGAAGUACGAAGUGACUGUAUUUACUGGCAGUUUAGUUAACUCUGGCACUCUUAACAACGUCUACAUUAAGCUGCUGGGGGAGGAUGGAGAGAGUCAUCACAGCUGGCUCAUUGACAUCAGAGGAGCUUUAGCUUUCAGCACUGGAGCGGUGUCCACGUUUACCGUGUCCACCCCUGAUUCCAUUGGAAAGCUUCUCCUGAUAGAGCUGGACAAACAGCCUCUCCCAUUUUUCCCUCAAGAUUCCUGGUACCCCUCCAAGGUAAAAGUGAAAUCCCCUGAAGGACACAUCUACAGCUUUCCCAUCUACCGCUGGAUCAAUGAUGGCGAGGUGCAUCGUUUCAGAGAGGGAACAGCUCUGAGAGUCUAUGAGGACACCCAUCCUCUCGGCAAGUACGAUCGUCUGCGGGAGCUGCAGAAGCGAGGAGAAGAUUACGGCUGGGCGGUGUAUGCAGAGGGGAUGCCACACUGCAUCAAGGCACAAAAUACUCUCUCUCUGCCUUUAGAAGUCCGCUUCUCCUUCACCAAGAACACCGAGUUUUUAUUCACUGCAGUUGGAGGACUGGCUGAGCUGAAACUGGAAGGACUGGCUGACUGCACAGAGAGGUGGACUGAUAUCGAAGCUGUUCACCGGGUGUUCUGCUGCAAACACACCAGGAUAUCAGAAUAUGUCCACAGACAUUGGAAAGAGGAUGCUUUUUUCGGCUAUCAGUUUCUAAAUGGUGUGAAUCCCACGCUGAUCCGACGAUGCUCAGUCCUCCCUGACAACUUUCCUGUGUCUGAAAGUCUGAUCUACCUCCCUGGUCAGUCUACCUUGGAUGAUGAACUGGAGAAUGGCAACAUCUACCUGUGUGACUACAAGCUCCUGGAUGGAGUGGAAACAAACACCGUCAACGGGAAGCAGCAGUACUUGACGGCUCCCCUCGUCCUGCUCCACAAAACACCUGAUGACAAGCUGAUGCCCAUUGCUAUUCAGCUGAAGCAGACUCCAGCAGAGGACAAUCCCAUCUUUUAUCCUUCAGACAGUGAAUACGACUGGUUGAUGGCCAAGAUUUUUGUGAGAAGUGCCGAUUUCAACUACCAUGAACUCGACAUUCACCUGUUGCGCACUCAUCUUCUGGCUGAAGUGUUUGCCGUGUCUCUGCUGCGCAAUUUGCCCAUGGUGCACCCGCUGUACAAGCUCCUCAUCCCUCACACUCGCUACACCCUGCAGAUCAACCUCAUGGCUCGAAACCUGCUUAUCUCUGAGACUGGUGCUUUCACACUGUAUACAGCUAGUGGUGGGCAGGGUGUUCUCACAAUCCUGAAUAGAUCGAUGGCCUCAAUGACCUACAGCUCCCUCUGCAUACCAGACGACAUCGCUGAGCGUGGGGUGGGCAGCGUGCCCAACUACUACUACAGAGAUGACGGACUCAGGCUCUGGGAUAUCAUCCACAGCUUUGUGCAGGGAAUCCUCAGCUACUACUACAAGAAUGAUGCUGAGGUGGAGAAGGACUCUGAACUGCAGAAAUGGAUUUCAGACAUUUUUGUAGAGGGAUUCCUUUCCAACGCAGCGACAGGAAUUCCUCAGAACUUCACCACCGUGGCUGAGUUGGUCAAGUUUGUUACAAUGGUGAUCUUCGUCAGCUCGGUACAGCAUGCAGCUGUGAAUUCUGGCCAGUAUGACUAUGGUGGCUGGAUGCCCAACGCUCCUACCACUCUUCAGCUUCCUCCCCCAACCACGAAAGGGACAACAAGCGAGGCCACCAUGCUGCAGACGCUCCCUGACAUCAACGCAACGGUUCAUGGGAUGGCCGUGUUAUGGCUGCUCAGCAGGAAAUCCUCUGACUUCGUCCCAUUAGGCCACUACCCAGAGGAGCAUUUCUGUGAGGAGAUUCCCUGCAAGCUGAUCGAGGAUUUUCAAGGAAAGCUUGAAGUGCAAAGUCUGACCAUCAAAGUCAGAAACAAGAGUCUGGAAGUCCCAUACACAUACUUGGAUCCAACAGAAGAAGAAAACAGCGUCGCUAUUUGAAUGUGCUUGUGCCAGCACUAUUGUCAAAUUCAACUUCAUGUUGCCAAAAGUUAAACAAGGAGAAACUGAUGCUUCAGCUGAAAGAAACUAUACUGUUAUUAUUUAAUUAGUUAAUAUAGAAACUUUAGAUUUUCAGACAGGUGUCAUGAUCCGACUUUGAUUAACUUUAACUGUUUAAAUCCUGAUCAACUCUUGACAAAAGAAGAUGUUGCCUUAUGAUUGUAAAACUUUAUAAGUGAAUGAUGCCUUAAGAUUUACCGUCUCAUGUAUGAAAUUUAAAGUGUGUUUUGAUUAACUGUUUUAUGCUUCUUAGAUAAAAACAUGUAUUGCAGAUUAAGCCUUUGAUUGAACUGUUGUGUUUUUUCUUUCAAGAGCUUAUUUUAGGAAACAAUGUCAGAUACAUUACUUAGAGGUUUCUGUCAUUAAAGAGAAGUACUGUAAUCCUCAAGAGGUGAGGGAUAGUCCAAGAAUGGGGUUGUGAAAGCUACUCUUGGUAGGGAAAGACAUGUUAACUAGGGAUUUUCUAUUUCAG
Messenger RNA from Cheilinus undulatus (humphead wrasse), 2596 nucleotides. RefSeq names its product polyunsaturated fatty acid lipoxygenase ALOX15B-like. The coding region runs from base 52 to 2064 and encodes 670 amino acids. NCBI's taxonomy places the organism in Eukaryota, Metazoa, Chordata, Actinopteri, Labriformes, Labridae. Gene Ontology annotation, molecular function: protein binding; oxidoreductase activity, acting on single donors with incorporation of molecular oxygen, incorporation of two atoms of oxygen; iron ion binding. The transcript is spliced from 15 exons. Gene Ontology annotation, biological process: lipid oxidation; linoleic acid metabolic process. The record is from RefSeq and is a predicted model, not a curated record.